UCCCAUAACGUCCCUUUGAAACGGGGAGAUACUCCUCUUGACAUUCAGACCUCUUUGGCUCCACAUGAGCAGUAACCCUGGUUGACAUUUAUCCAACGUAGCCAGCACAUACAGCAGUUGUACAGUAAGAUAAACAAGGACCAAACGUUGGCUACUUUGUAGGUUAACAUUAGUUAACUACAGUAUACGGUAUAACAACGACAGAUAGCUUCAGAGCCUACCUAGCUAACUAAACAUGGGGCUCCUCAGUACUUUAAAACCCCUGUUUUCCAUUCCCCCACACUGGGUACCCAUCAGGUGUAUCCACCCCAGACAUUGUUCUAAUCUAGCUAACACCAGUGUGACUUCAAGAGAGAGGAAGACAACUGUAGACAAGUUCAAGUCCCAGAUAUCCUCUGGUCCAAGCUUCCAGGAUUUCAUCAAAGGAGUUUCAGUUACUAACAAGACUUAUGCUGCAGAUGGAGAGUGUGACAGACAUAGCUAUCUGUCUGAGGACUUGGAGAUGGGGAAUUCAAGGAAAGUGUAUUUUGAGACCUAUGGAUGUCAAAUGAAUGUAAACGACACAGAGAUUGCCUGGUCCAUCCUACAGAGGAAGGGGUAUCAGCGCACGGUGGACUUAAGCGAGGCAGAUGUUGUCCUCCUGGUAACGUGCUCCCAUAACGAAAAAGCUGAACAAACAAUUUGGAAUAGACUAAAACAACUGACAGCGAUGAAGAAGAAACGGUUAAAGACCCACACACCAAUGAAAAUUGGGAUUUUAGGGUGCAUGGCAGAGAGGCUGAAGACGGAGCUUUUGGAGCGGGAGAAGCUGGUAGAUGUUCUCGCAGGUCCAGACGCCUACCGGGACCUUCCCCGCCUCUUGACUGUAGCUGACGGAGGUCAACAGGCAAGCAACGUGCUGCUGUCCUUAGAGGAGACCUACGCUGACGUCAUGCCUGUCCACCACGCUCCUCAGGGACGCAGUGCUUUUGUGUCCAUCAUGCGAGGCUGUGACAACAUGUGUACUUACUGCAUCGUUCCCUUCACCCGAGGGAGAGAGAGGAGUCGACCUGUCAGCUCCAUACUUGAGGAAGUUCGUAUGCUGUCGGAACAGGGUGUGAAGGAGGUGACUUUGCUGGGUCAGAACGUGAACAGCUACAGAGACACGUCAGAAGAACAGUUCUGCAGCUCAGACCUGACCCAGCUCAGCCGGGGCUUUAAGACCGUCUACAGAACUAAGCAGGGCGGUCUGCGCUUCUCCGACCUGCUGGACCGAGUGUCCCGCAUCGAUCCUGACAUGAGGAUCAGGUUCACUUCCCCUCAUCCCAAAGAUUUCCCUGACGAGGUUUUGCAUCUGAUUGCGGAGCGAGGCAACAUUUGUCAGCAGAUCCACCUUCCGGCCCAGAGUGGGAGCAGCAAGGUCCUAAAAGCAAUGCGCCGUGGCUACACGAGAGAGGCCUACCUUGACCUGGUGAAGAACAUCAAGAGGAUUAUCCCAGAGGUGAGUCUCAGCAGUGACUUCAUCUCAGGCUUCUGUGGAGAAACAGAGGACGACCACCAGCAGACUCUGUCUCUGAUCAGAGAGGUGGGCUUCAGCGUGGGCUUCCUGUUUGCUUACAGUAUGAGAAAGAAAACCCACGCCUUCCAUCGGCUACAAGAUGACGUGCCAGCAGAGGUGAAGCAGCAGAGGCUGGCGGAGUGCUACCGUGUAUUCAGAGAGGAAGCUGCAAGGGUCAACGCGGCUCUCAUUGGCAGCACACAGCUUGUCCUGGUGGAGGGAGAAAGUAAAAGAUCUGCCAAGGACCUGUGUGGGAGAACUGACGGUAAUAUAAAAGUGAUUUUCCCUAAAGAGGAUGUUGCUGCUCAGAAUGCAGAAUCCAACACUGCACCGGUCAAUGCUGGAGACUACGUGCUGGUGAAGAUAUUGUCGGCCAACUCCCAGACCCUGAAAGGCCGAGCCCUCAGUCACAGCUCCCUGAGAGAGACAGUGACACACUAUGAGGCUCUGCCCAGACAUCAGCUGGAUGAACAUGUGGCCAUUAAAACGGGCCCCUGAUGGAAGCAGGGGACACCACAGGAAACAAAGUAGCACACUGAUUUCUUCUAUUGAAUGACUUUGACACUAUGUGGAGUUUGGUCUUCCUAUGAACUAUGAAAACCGCAUUGUCCAAUUGUGUUAUUUAUACAGUCAGUACUACCUAUGUGUUUGUACGUAUUGAACUGAACCCUGUUAGGAUGCUGUAAAUUAUAGUGUUUGUUUAGUACAAACUACUGUGGCUGAUUUGCUUUGUCUGAAGCGGGGCUGCUUGAUUGAUGUCUUGGCAUUGUUUUUUCAUGGGACUCUCCAAACUGCAGUAAAAAUGUCAUGGAUCAG
Messenger RNA from Morone saxatilis (striped sea-bass), 2353 nucleotides. RefSeq names its product CDK5 regulatory subunit associated protein 1 (gene cdk5rap1). The transcript is spliced from 13 exons. Bases 236 to 2035 code for a protein of 599 amino acids. Lineage: Eukaryota; Metazoa; Chordata; Actinopteri; Moronidae. Gene Ontology annotation, biological process: negative regulation of cyclin-dependent protein serine/threonine kinase activity; tRNA modification. The record is from RefSeq and is a predicted model, not a curated record. Gene Ontology annotation, cellular component: cytosol; mitochondrion. Gene Ontology annotation, molecular function: tRNA-2-methylthio-N(6)-dimethylallyladenosine(37) synthase activity; 4 iron, 4 sulfur cluster binding.